Messenger RNA from Sphaeramia orbicularis (orbiculate cardinalfish), 1784 nucleotides. Its product is annotated as E3 ubiquitin-protein ligase TRIM39-like. The transcript has a single exon. The record is from RefSeq and is a predicted model, not a curated record. Gene Ontology annotation, molecular function: zinc ion binding; protein binding. Lineage: Eukaryota; Metazoa; Chordata; Actinopteri; Kurtiformes; Apogonidae. Bases 66 to 1784 code for a protein of 572 amino acids.
UAGAUGCAGGCAGCUCACUGGGCACAACUGGUUCUUCACUUAAUAGUACAGUGCAGAGUAAAAAUAUGAGGACAAGAGCCAACUUAAUCUCCAAAUUCCCACCUGCUUUUCUUUCUGAAUGUGUUCUAGAUAUGGCUACUUGUGGCAGCGUACUGUCUGAGGAGCAGCUUCUUUGCCCCAUCUGUCUAGAUUUAUUAAACCAACCGGUCUCCACUCCCUGUGGACACAACUUCUGCAAGGACUGCAUACAAGGAUACUGGCAGACCUCUAAUGUUUCUCAGUGUCCCAUGUGCAAGCAAAAAUUCUACAGGAGGCCAGAGCUCAAAGUUAACACCUUUAUAUCCGACCUGGCAUCCCGGUUCAGAAAAUCCGUGAAGAAAGAUAACGUUGAAAACAGUACAGUGGAUCGAUCCUCUUCCCAUCAAGGACAGGUUUUGUGUGAUGUCUGCAUUGGGAAAAGAGUCAGAGCUCUUAAAUCAUGUUUGGAUUGCCUGGCUUCUUACUGUGAGACUCACCUGGAGCCCCAUAAUGUUCUAAGCACUUUCAAGAAGCACAAACUGAUCAAUCCUAUGAUGAACAUGCGAGACAGAGUGUGUAAGAAGCAUGAGAAGCUCCUGGAUCUGGUUUGCAACACUGACAAGACAUAUAUAUGCCACAUCUGUGUCAAAGAAGACCACAAGGCUCAUCACACUGUUCCAAUAGAGGAUGAAAGUCAAAACAGGAGAGCUCAAAUUGGAAGGAUAAAUGCAGAAGUGGAAAAAAUGAUCCAGGACCGAGAGCAGAAAAUCAACAAAAUCAAAGAAGCUGCUCGUCUCAGCAGAAGAAACACAGAAAAAGAGACCGAGGAGAGUUUGCAAGUCUUCACCAGGCUGCUCCAGUUAGUCCAGAACGGUCACUCUGAGGUGGCAGAGAUGAUAGAUGCAAAACAGAGGGAAGCUGAAAGAACAGCCAGCGGACUCAUCCUGGAGCUGGAACAAGAAAUUAAUGAACUGAGGAGGAGAAGCACCGAACUGGAACACCUCUCACAAACUGAAGACAACCUCUACCUUCUCCAGAGUUUUCCUGCAUACUCCAAAAUCCCAGCCACUAAAGACUGGUCCGACACGGUUUUAGAGAGCGCCGUAUAUGUGGGUGUAGUGAGGAGAGGAGUCAGGAGAGUGGCGUGUCAAAUGGAGGAGGCUGUAAAAUCUGAGGUGAAGAGACUGUGUGAGACAGAAUUUCAGAGGGCUCAGCAGUCUGCAGUGAAUGUGACUCUGGACCCGGACACAGCUCAUCCUAAACUGGUGCUGUCUGAGAACAACAAACAAGUGUAUCAUGGAGAUCUAGCACUGAAUGUCCCCGACAAACCGGAGAGGUUCUACCCUGGCGUUAGCGUCUUGGGGAAGGAGGGUUUCUCAUGCGGCAGGUUGUACUUUGAGGUUCAGGUGAAAGGGAAGACAGAGUGGGAUAUCGGUGUUGGACUGGAAUCUGUGAACAGAAAAGGAAGCAGUGUACUGAAUCCUGAAAAUGGCUACUGGACACUGGGGAUGAGGAAUGACAAAAGCUACUGGGCCCUCAGUAACACUCCUGUGCUUGUCCCACUGGUGGAAAAGCCCCAGAGAGUCGGGGUAUAUGUGGAUCUGGAAUGGGGGCAGGUUUCGUUUUACAAUGUGGACUCUGCUUCUCAUAUCUACUCAUUCACUGGAUACACAUUCAAUGACAGACUGUUUCCGUACUUCAACCCACGGCGUAACCAUGGUGGAGUCAACUCUGCACCUCUAAUAAUCUCAAGUGUUAAUGUCUAA